AUGCUGGAAAAGCAGAGCAAGCAUAUCGAAAAGGGGGGGCACGGAGACGACGACGUGAAUAGAAUCGGCGCCGGUGACGGCCGGAAGCGAAAGAGAGACGGAAGCACCGGUGCUGAGACUGAUACUGAAGCGGACACAGACACUGCGAAACCUCAUAAAAAGCAAACGGAGCCCGUUGUCGACACUGCCAAAAAGUUUGAGCUUGCUAAAAUGAACUGCCGCGCGAAACUGAGCGAGAUUAUUGAGGGCCAGGAGCCCGUCACUAAGAGCCUCAUUCCGGAGCACAUUGAAGAUGGCGUCCUAAUCCCACUCAAAACGACUCUUGAGCUGCGUGACGAUCACCAGUGCGGACAAGUUCUGAUAACCCGGACGCCCAUCCGCUCUACAAGUGCAGUCAUCAACCUCCUACGCGACCUGCUUCCUGAGGAAAUUGUUAAGGGCAUGCCUCAUUUGCGGCGGUGUGCGAAGCCUAUGGAUCUUCCGGCACACCUCAAGACCCAGUUCAUGAACGACACGGCUGCGAGCAAACAGAUCCACACAGGCAAGUCGAAUUGGGUGUAUGUUCUUCUGGGCCUGGAAGCCACUCUAUCGCAAAAAGAAAUGGCAGAGGCAUUGUCCAAGGUGGACGGGUUCGAAGAAGGCGUCUUCAUUGCAUCCAUCCCAGUACCGCUCCUGGCCCCAACAUCACAAAUCCAAGCCGCUUUGUGGACCAGCCAGUUCUGGCCAACCAUGUACCGAAAGAACAACCCUCUGGGACCACAUCCUAGCCUGGUGAUCCGGGCUACCGAUGAGAUUGCGGACGACGCCCCGAUCUGGAUGGCCCUGGCGAACGAAAUGGCAGUCAAGUCAAAGGAAACCGGCCUUGGUGAAGCCAUGGGUGCCUGUAUCGUCUACCGUGGAGACGAUGGACCGCGUCUGGUGGCCGUUGCCGGCGAUGCCCGCUGGCAACACCAGCACAAGUCGUCCAAGACGGGCAACCCGAUGGCCCAUGCUGUCCUCCGUGCCAUCAGCAUGGUGGCCCAGAAGCUGGUUCGCGCCGAGAAAAAGAGCCAGAGAAGAAAGAGUGUGUCAAGCAAUGCUAGCGUCACCACCACCACCACCACCACCAACGAGAACGAGCCACCGUCGAAAAGUGCGUCCGUGCCGCCCGUGGUGGUUCCGACCAGCGACAAUGGUGUUAUCCACAACGCCGAGAGCAGCGUUGACAGCAUGGAAGUAACACCUCCGGCAGCCACCGAGGACGUAGUCGUAUGUCAGGUGCAUAACGAAGUACAGGAUCGUGUGCGAGACCGGCUGAGUCGCGGUCGUGACCGAGGGCACGCCGGCCAUCGGCAGCGAUUGGAGUUUGAGGUAUUCAAGGAUAAGCCGCUGCUGGAAGAGGAGGAACGCGUCUUUAUGGAAGAACACCCGACACCGGACGGCUAUCUGUGCCAUGGCCUUGAGCUCUACGUCACGCAUGAGCCCUGCACUAUGUGCUCGAUGGCGAUUCUCCAUUCCCGUAUGGGCAAGGUCGUCUUUGCCAACCGCAUGCCUCUGACCGGUGGACUCAGCGCCGAAGACCGAACCUUGGUGCCCAGCUCGACACCCGACGUGCCCUAUUCGACCGAUACCCACACUGGCACGGAUAUGGAUGGCGCAGGCGGAAGCACCCAUGGUCUUGGCCUCUUCUGGCGGCGUGAGCUAAACUGGAGCUUUUUGGCUUGGGAGUGGGAGGCUCAUUGCACCUGCAAGCCCCUGAACAUGGCGCCCACGACGCAUGCAUAA
Sporothrix brasiliensis 5110 is the source of this 1764-nucleotide messenger RNA. RefSeq lists its product as uncharacterized. Gene Ontology annotation, molecular function: tRNA-specific adenosine-34 deaminase activity. The transcript has 2 exons. The coding region runs from base 1 to 1764 and encodes 587 amino acids. The record is from RefSeq and is a predicted model, not a curated record. Lineage: Eukaryota; Fungi; Ascomycota; Sordariomycetes; Ophiostomatales; Ophiostomataceae. Gene Ontology annotation, cellular component: cytoplasm; nucleus.